Melanaphis sacchari is the source of this 1623-nucleotide messenger RNA. Its product is annotated as transcription termination factor 2-like. The record is from RefSeq and is a predicted model, not a curated record. The coding region runs from base 315 to 1595 and encodes 426 amino acids. The transcript has 7 exons. Lineage: Eukaryota; Metazoa; Arthropoda; Insecta; Hemiptera; Aphididae. Gene Ontology annotation, molecular function: ATP binding; ATP-dependent chromatin remodeler activity.
ACUAUUUAUAAUUUUAGUUAAGAAUUUUGAGUGUUUUCACUGUUUUCAGUUUUGAUUGUUAAGAGUUUAAAUCUAUUUAUUAAGAAGUAUUGCGUAGACCGUAGUUAAUUACUUACUAAAUAAUAUAUCGGCGUAUUAAUUCAAUUUUGUAAUAUUAUUUUGUUGUCUAUACUUCUUACAGACCACAUUCGUUUAGAUAAAACUUAAUUAUAACUUUUGGAGCACAAUAGACGACAGACAAAUAAUAUUACUCUUAAUUUAUUAUUAUUUAUAUUUUUUGCGAUAUUAUUGUACAUCAAAAAUAAUUGUUUAAAAUGCAGAUUCCCGAUCGAAGAAAACUAUUUCAAAAACGCCAUCAUCGUAGGGAAGAAAUUGAAGCUCAACUACGUAGAGCACAGAUUGAAGAUCAAUAUAGUACUGAAGAUUCUAGUUCUGAAGAUGAAGAGUCAUCUGAAGGCGAGUCAGAUGACGAAGAGUCAUCAGAUGGUGAAUUAGAUCAAGUAAUAAAUGAAGACGAACUAGAAGAAGCUGAUGAAUCUGAAAAGGAAGAUGAUGAAUCAGAAAAAGAAGAAAAUGGAUUAGAAGAAGAUGAAGUUGAAUUAGAAGAAGAAGAAGACGAAUUAGAAGAAGAAAAUGAUGAAUUAGAAGAAGAUUGCAAUAUGAGUUUAAGUGAAAAUAGCUUAUCUAAUGGCAGUAGUAAUCAUAAUAAAUCCAAUAAUAUAUCUUUAAGUACAAUAAAAAUUGAUGAUAGUGAAAUGUCUGUUGUCUGCGAUACAACUAAUGAGACACUUUGUGAUAAUACUCCAAUUGCUAAAAAUAAUAAUGUACUAAUGAACGAAAAUAAUUCUGAUGAUGAUACAUUACAGUCAUUGAAUGACUCUAACUUUGAUAUGAAUGAUCAACAAAUCCAAGUUGUUGAAUGGAUGAUUACUAGAGAAAGUCAAAAACCAUAUGGUGGAAUAAUUGCAACUGAUGGUACCACUGAUUAUAAAAUUACAAUAUUAAUGAAGUUGUUAUUGAAAUCCAAUGUUCCUAAUUCAUAUAAUACACAAUCAGAAGGAGAGUCUGAUUUGGAUGAAACUAUUUUCUCAAAAGGAUGCACAUUGAUUUUAUGCCAAAGAUCAAGUAUAGAUGAUUGGAUUGAUUCUAUUGAAAAGAAUAUACAACCUGGCACAUUAAAUGUAUGGGUACACUAUGGGAGAAAUAGAGAUAUAUCACUAUACGAUUUAACUCAAAAAGAUAUUGUUAUCACAACAACUACAUUGGUUGUAGCAGGAUUCCGCAAAAAAGAAAAUAAUCCAUUUUAUCAAAUAAAUUGGAAGCGAAUAAUAUUGGACGAUGUUAAGCUUUAUAAUUAUAAACAACAAACUUCUAAGGCUUUAUGUCAGUUAUUAGGCAUUUGUCAUUGGGUUUUUUCUGCGCCAGCAAUUAUUAACAAUGAUGAUGAUGAAGCUAUGUAUAGUUUAAUUAAAUUUAUAAAUUAUAAACCAUUAAAUAUGUUUGAAAAUUGGAAAAAUUGGAUUAAAACAAAUCAAACUGUAUCAAUGUAUGAAAAGUUAAAGCAUAUAUUGUAUAAUGAUAAGAAAAUUGUUUGAUUUCAAAGCACCUACAAUAUUUAUUACU